AUAUGGCGGCAGAGCGGGGCCUCGAGGUCCCUAGCUGAAUACGCAGUCAGCAGUCACAAUGUGACCGCCACCGUUGCUGCUCCAGGAAUAUUUGACGAUGAUGCACCUUUGAAUCCUAUACGCGAAGAAUUCUUACAAAGUUCUAAGCAUUAUAAUGCUCCAGAAAUAUGUGAUGACGAUGCACCAUUGAAUCCUAUUCGCGAAGAAUUCCUACACGAUAACAAACAUAAGCCCCAUAUAUUUGGUCAUAAACCACAUGUAUCAGGCGAUGAUAAACCAAAAGAUGCACCAUCAGACGACGAUAAACCAAAAGAUGCGCCAUCAGACGACGAUAAACCAGAAGAUGCACCAUCAGACAUUACCAAUGUCAAUUUAGCAAAACUGAGCAAAUACGCCGAUGACGUACUUAGUGGAAAGAUUAGUGCACCGAAAUCAGACGCAGAAAUACUUAAAUCACCAGAAUUCAAACACUUCCUGAGGAAUCUGUCAAAGGAUCCAUAUGAUUUGCUACAACAUAAACACGAGGCAAUAAAAGAAAAACGUAGACGUUUAAAGGAGUUCGCCCACGACAUUCUCCAUGGGAAUAUCUCAAAACUAUCGCACGAUUGUCCAAUCAAAAAGUUUUUAAAGUCCGUUGUAGAUAAAGCCAAUACAACACCAAAUCCCAAUGAGGAAAAAGCUACACAACCAACGACUGAAGGAACUGAUGAGAGUAAUACUACAGAAGGGCCAACUACGACAAAACCAUUAACAACUUUAGAACCGUAAACAACAUCAGAACACCAAAUCUCAAAUCUCACUGAGGAAAAAACUACACCACCAGCAACUGAAGGAUCUGAUGAGGGUAAUACUACAGAAGCGCCAACUACGAUAAAAC
Messenger RNA from Achroia grisella, 877 nucleotides. RefSeq lists its product as uncharacterized. The annotation marks the transcript as partial. The record is from RefSeq and is a predicted model, not a curated record. NCBI's taxonomy places the organism in Eukaryota, Metazoa, Arthropoda, Insecta, Lepidoptera, Pyralidae. The transcript is spliced from 3 exons.